UAUCCGGUUUUAAAAUUCUCCCCAAAAUAUUUGUGCAAGAGAAGAGGAUCGAAGGGCUCCACUCUAAAGUGCGCUUAAAGUGGCGAGGCGCACAUUUCUACUUCGUCCAUGGCCUUUGGGGAAUCCAAACUGAGAGCAAAUUGAUUGAAGUCCUCUGUCGAUCAAUUCAUCUUUUCACAUGACUGCCCACAAUUUCUAGAAAAUCGGAUAAAUUCCUUCUUGUUCGAACCAGAUGCUGUGGUCGGAAUGGGGAAAGUCGAUGAUCAGCCACUGCCAGUUGUGCAGCAGCAGAAUCCGGGAACAUCCGCCGGCCGGAGAUGUUCGGUGGAUGUUUCUCGCUUCAUCUCCUUAAAGUGCGCCGCCGUUUUGAUGCUCAGCUACGCUGCUUUUGUUUUGGCUUUGGUUUGGGCUCUUCCAAUCCGGUAUCGGCACCUAGGGUUCGAAGCCAAGGAAUCAGUCAAGCACAGCGCAACGGUUCAAGCAUACUUCCGACUCAACAAACCAGUUUCAGAGCUUAUUCCAUACAUUAAACGACUAGAAUAUGAUCUCAAUGGAGAAUUAGGUGUCCCUUCCUCUAAGGUUGCCGUCCUGUCUAUGCGCCCAGAAGGGAAGUCUAAGUGGACAGACGUAGUUUUCGGCUUUCUUCCUAACUCAUAUAAUAGUGAAAUAGACCCGGUGCCCUUAAGUCUGCUGAAGUUGUCCUUAAUAGAUCUAUUCCUUCGACAAGUUAACUUGACAGUGGAUUACUCAUUUUUUGGAGACCCUUCUACAUUUCAGAUUUUGAAAUUUCCUGACGGGGUCACUAUAAUACCCGAACAAGCUGCUGUGAUCUUGCAGACACACCCUGUUCUUUUUCGUUUUACGCUCAAUAGCUCUAUUUAUGACAUAAGGAAAAACCUUCAGGAUCUGAAAAAACAGCUGAAAUUGGGACUGCACCUAAUGCCCAAUGAGGGAGUGUACAUAAAGGUAACAAACAAAAUUGGGUCGACCAUAGAUGCUCCCGUUUCUGUGGAAGCUUCAGUUGUUUCGGAUCUGGGAUUCCUUUCACAGGAGAGACUGAAACAAUUAGCUCAUAUCCUUACUGGCCCUGCAAGAAAUCUUGGACUUGAUCAUUAUGUGUUCGGUAAAGUUAAGGGAAUUAGGUUGUCGUCAUAUCUAAAGCAUUCACUUCAUUCACCAAGCCCGACUCCAUCACCAUCUCCGGCUCCAUCCCCAGAGCAAAUCGGUGGUUGUAGCCCGUCUCCUCUGCCCUCUUCACCUAGUCCACAAAAUCAACCCCACCAUUCAUCCCCUCCGAUAGGUAAUCUGCCAAAGUCCUCAGUAGCUCAUAACAGCCGACAUUGCGGGUCCAGUGAUCCACCAAGAUUGCCUCCAGCAGGUUUGACACAUGAGAUCUUGCCAAUUCCUCCUCCAUUACCUGGUGCAACAUACGAUUCAUGGGGUCAAGAAAGGAGCAGGAAAUAUUUGGUCUCUCGGAAUCAUGUUUUGCCGUCAAUUUCAUCAUCCAGAUCGUGUAAUGGAAGAAUUGGAUGGGUGAACAACAUGUUAAUUGGAGUUGCAGCAGUGGUUGUUCCUUUCCUCCUCAUUUAACCUCCUGCUGGCUGCUGUAUUGAUAUGGUGGCUCCUAUCCUAUCCGAUCCGAUCCGAAGCUGUUGAGACUUUGAAGUGCACAGAGAGAGAGAGAGAGAUUGAGGGACCUUCUCCUCCCUCAGAAACAAGAUAAAGAAAUAUUACUAACUGUACAUGGAAGAAUUUUAAAGAGGUCGAGGCCGAAAGGUGGUGGCCUGAAGACACUCACUCACUCACUGAUUUCAUUUGACAUGAUGUAAUUCACUCACUCACUCACUCACUCAUCUUUCCCAAAGGGAAUGACAUGAACAAACAAAACUGUACAAUUUGCAUUUAUUGCAGAUGAGAAAGAUGAUGAUUAUCAUAAAUCAUGUUGAUGUUCUUUCUGGUUGGUUUGAUUUGGUGUU
Molecule: messenger RNA, 1976 nt
Organism: Andrographis paniculata
Lineage: Eukaryota; Viridiplantae; Streptophyta; Magnoliopsida; Lamiales; Acanthaceae
Exons: 5
Coding region: 247-1590 (447 amino acids)
Source: RefSeq, a predicted model, not a curated record